Messenger RNA from Electrophorus electricus (electric eel), 5371 nucleotides. It is a transcript of the gene snphb, whose product is annotated as syntaphilin b. Gene Ontology annotation, cellular component: cytoplasmic microtubule; mitochondrion. Lineage: Eukaryota; Metazoa; Chordata; Actinopteri; Gymnotiformes; Gymnotidae. Gene Ontology annotation, biological process: neuron differentiation. The record is from RefSeq and is a predicted model, not a curated record.
CAUCCUCCGUCGCCACCCAUCCCAUCUACGCGCCUUCGCGACACGCGGGCGCACCGCUGUGGUGGAGUCCUUGUCGGGCGGCCGCUUAAAUGAAUGAAUCUUGAACCAAACCGGGAGGCGGCGACCAGGGGCGGGAGCUGUCAGCCUCCAGUUCUCCCAGAGGGGGAGCAACUCCAGCAUUCUGUCAGCGUGUGGCCUUUCCCUGGGCCGGCUGCAACUGAGGCCCUUCGAGCUGUGCUGAGUCAGGAGCGGCGGCAGGAGCGCAGGACGGAGACGAGCCAGAUAUCGGGGCGGGAAUCAGGGCAGCGGAGAGCGUGAGCUAACUCGCCUCCAUGUCUUCGCCUGUCAAUAAGAGAUCUGGUUCCAGCCCUCACAGAUUCAACCCCCUGAAGGCCCUGAAGCCUAAAUGGCGCUUGCAGCAAAUGCUGCCCUGCCCCUCCUCAGCGCCUCCUUUUGACUAUUGCAGGUUUAUAGAGCUAGACUACAGUCCCAUGGAAGCAGGCAUUAUGGUCUCUAUGAGGCAGAGCCGAGGAUUUCUGACCCCAAGGUCUCCGGAUCGCCACUGUCGGCAGAGCCCUGCGCCUGUCAGUAACCGUGAUCCCUAUGGCAACGCCUCACUCAGCAGUAGCAGCAACUCAGGCUCGUGCAAGGGCAGUGAUGGAAGCCCCACCCACAGACGUCAUAUGAAGUACACCUCCUGCACAGAUAACCAUGGUAUCAAACCCCCUCCCCCUGAGCAGUACCUUACCCCUCUGCAGCAGAAGGAGGUGUGCAUCAGACAUCUGCGAGCACGGCUCAAAGAUACCAUUGAAAGGCUCCAGGACAGGGACACAGAGAUCGAUGAACUGCGGACCCAGCUGUCACGGAUGCAGGAGGACUGGAUCGAGGAAGAGUGCCACCGUGUGGAGGCACAGCUGGCCCUGAAGGAGGCGCGCAGGGAAAUCCAGCAGCUCAAACAGGUGAUCGACGUGGUGCGCUCCAGCCUGGGUGAGACGGACACGGGCGUGCAGAAGUGUUUCCAGGACAUCAACCUGCAGAACCACAGGCUGGAGACUCUGCUGCAGAGCGCGGAGCUGGCCCAGUGUGGCGCAGCCAAGGAGGCCAAGGAAGCCCUGGGCCGGGGAGGGGUGGUGGGGGCAGGGCUGGGGGUCACCGAGGGCCCAGCGGGGUCGUGCGUGGGCUCGCCGGCGCACUCGUUGACUCGCAGCUCUACCUACACCAAGCUGAGUGACCAGGCGGCAGCGACAGAGCAGGAGGUCGAGGGCAGCAUAAGCGGAUCGGACGUGCCGUGCCUGUCGGGCGAGGGCACGCAGGACAGCGGUUUCGUGUGCUGCGGGGAGGUGGGGGGCCCCAGUGCCCGGGCCGAGCUGCUGCUGGAGGCCGCCUGUCUGCAGGAGGAGGCGGCCUCGCUGCUGAGCGCCUGCUCACGCCUGCCGCACUCAGCCACCUGUGAGGCGCUGGGCUACGGAGAACCCCGGAGACCGCCGCUCCGCUGCGGCCUGAGCAGGAUGCCGCAGGGUGUUGGCGUGAGCGUUAGCCACCCCUGCCUGUCGCACCACCACCUGUACCUGCACCACCUGCGCGAGCAGGGCAUCCAGACGGAGCACGACAACGGGCCAGUAUCGGCCCCGGCUCAUGGCCUUGCCGGUGCCCACUCCGAGCUGGACACCAUCGCCGAGCGCACGUUCCGCUCGCAGGCCUGCAGUCCCACGUCCACCUGGCUGUCAGAUGAGGGGGAUGACCUGGACUCGGUCACCACGGAAUCCGUUACCACAGCCACAUUUGCUAGGGAACCUGUUGUCAUGGAGUCUGUUGCCAUCAAGUCAGCCCCAGUGGCGGGUACUGCCAUGCCGUCUGCCACUUUGCUGCCUGUUGCCACAGAGCCCACUCUUACGGAUAACAUCACUGCAGAGUCUUGUUCUAAGGCAUCCGUGGAAACAGCAUCUGCCUCCAUGACUAAUGUUGCUAUUCCGCCGACUGACCCCUCUGAAAUUGCUCCCUCUCCAGAUCAACAGCCGAGCCCCGCUCCUGCCCAAUGUCUUCCAUUGGCAGAGGAGACGGGUGAGCCCGCCCCGCUGACAGCCCAGGCACAGAAUAGUGCCUCACAAGCCGAGCAGGCCGGCACUGGCGGGGUUACUGUUGUGGAGGUGGACGAGGACGAAGACGACGAAGAAGCAGCAACUGGAGUGAAGGACUCCAGCGCAUCUGUCUGUGGCGUCCCUGUGAAGAGCUACUGGAGCCGCCACUUCCUGGUGGACCUGCUGGCCGUGGCCGUGCCCGUGGUGCCCACGUUGGCAUGGCUGUGCCGGGGCCCGUGCCGCGGUGGACAGCCCAUGUACCACUUCGGGUCCCUCCUCCGAGGCUGCUGCACCGUGGCCCUCCACUCCCUCCGCCGGGGAGGCGGUUUGCGCCACUACCCUGCAGGCGGCGGGGGGCCAGGGGGCAUGAGCAUAUGAUGUUAGCCCCUGAGCUUCAGAGAGGGCCAUGGAGCCCCACACUGCCCUGGCCCAUCAGUUAACCAUCUGAGCUGCUGUCAUUCGUAACAAAAGGUUGGAAGGAGUGAAAGCAGAAAAGGGGAUUCAUCAUUAAUCCUAAUUCCAAUCAUGUCAUGGUAGCGGUAGCCCUUAUCUUUGAGAAAGUAGCCAUGUAUGAGGUUUCCAAAGAAGAGCUGGCAGGACAAGAAGCUGCGGUAUACCUGUACUGCACAUCCGACGGGACUUCUGACUGACUCCACAUAGUUCCCCACACAGAUAUGGCGCAGAUGGAUCCUCCUAGCUGAUUGCGCCUUCAGGUGUGAAGUAAAGGACCGAACAAACAUCCGAUUCUCUGUCUUCCUUUGUUCCUGUCCCUUAGUGCACCCCUCUGGCUGGCAGGGACUAAACCAGGAAGCGGGGGUUGUAACACUGUUUGUGUGCUAAUACGCAUAACUGUGUGUGUUUGUGUUGUGUGCACUGUACAGUGUAGCCAAAGCACCUGUAUGACUAAAGGUGAUCGGGUGCUGUAGUUUACCCAUUAUGCCCAAGUGACUGCAUUUGAUAUAUGACAGUCAUCUUUCAGCUUAUAGAGCCAGGCUGGCUGCUACUGCUAAGCUAGUUAUAUGCUUUGCUUCUGCCACCAGUGUCCUAGAUGGACACUGUCACUGCUAGAACGUAGUCCAUAGGAAGUGUCAAAAACAUUAUUCUCUUAUUCUAAACCCAAAUUAUUAGGAUAUGGUCGAACAACAGUACAGAGUUAGUAUGGAAGAAUUAUUGGAGUUUUUUGUUACAAGUGAAAAGGGUAAGAGGUUAAAAGAUGCACGGAGAACAAGCAAUUAGACAGUUUUGCAACAUUAAAGUUAAACUAAUGAAAAUGGCACUUGCAGGAUUCCAGGUCUAUAAAUGAACCGAGAGGUACUUGUUGUUUUUGCACCUUGAGAAACUGUCAGUGUGCUUAUUCCCUUUACUGCAGCGGUACUUGUAGUAACGUCUUUUUUAGAGUUUUGCGUUACCAAAGUCCUCACUGGAAAUGUUUCCUAUUUCCAUCAUGAUGUGUUGGAAAUGUUCUUUUUUUUCAAUCGCCUCAGUGUGGAGUGACAUUUACUGACAUUGAUUGCACUAAAAUUCACUUUAUCAGCAGCUACUUGAACUUUUAGUCCGUUUUCCUUUGUUUGUAUCUCAGUCAGAUAUUUACGAAGGACACUAUUUAAAUCCCAAGACUCACCUAUUUGUGUGUACCUGUUUUUGCUCCAACCACAUUGUACAAUCUGGUAGAAAUCAUAAUGCAUUGGAUAAUCAGUAAAAUAUAGAUUGUUUAGUUGCAGUAAAUUUCUUUCUCAAAAAUGAGUUGCCUUUCAUUCUACACUCUCCUUCGUCUUAAAAUGUGCAGAUUGAAAUGUUGUCUUGCUGUCCACUAGCUCAUUUCUAUACUGUGGUGUGUGUUAAAUGAGGGUGGGUUUACCAGGCCGUUCUGGCUUGUGUUGUUGCAUUUCUCUCGUGAAACCACGUCAAUCUUUUUGUUGAGGUUUGUGUAAUGGUACAAUAUUCACUGAUAGUUUUACUGUGUAAUUUUAUCUCUGUAUGCUGGCCUCAAUCCAGCUCUUUUGUGGGAGCGUAUGAGACAAUGAAAGUAUGGCAGAUUCUAAAAUAUAUUCAUAAUUUUAAUCUUUCAGUGUCUGUUGAGAUUCCAAAUGACUGGCAAUUGUGUGUCAUUUGUAUGUUCCAGUCUGAUCAAAAUAUGUAUAAGAAUCUGAAUGCUAACUUCAUCAAGUGGUUUUUGAACAACUUGUAAAAACAAACCACAAACCAUUACCUCUAGUUGCUUAGCCACUCAAGGGAACUGUUUAAAUGACUAAAUGACCUUUGAUGCUGUUGCAAAGCCUGAUGUUUGUGCUGAAUUAACAUAUAAGGCCUUGUCAUGCUUUUCUUAAAGCCAUAUUUUGCUGGAGGUGUGUAGGUGGAUCCUGUUUCAUGGUAAAGUUGAAUAAUAAUGUACAUUAUUUACCUUACAUAAUGGACUCCUCAUGUGGUAGUGAGGGGACCAUAAUUUGUGUGUGUGUGUGUAUAUACGUGUAUGCCUGAAUCUUCAAAUUAAGAGUUUUACUGAAUUAGUCUUUGUUCUCUUCAAUGCCUCAUUUAUCCCAGAAUGUGACCUCUGACUGAUAAAUGAAAACAGAUUUAUAGAACACCGCUAAAGCACCACCUCACCCUUCCCAUUACUCUGAUGUGCAUCAAUAGAUGAACCACGUUAUUACAUGCCCUACUUACACAGCAGCCAGGAUUCCACAAACCAACACAUAGCUGUGAAACAUUCUUUAUAUGUGUACUCUAUAAAUAGAAGAGCAAGUAUUAUUAGACACUCUUAUUACCAUAUACUAAUGACACUGCAGUUCAGCAUCAGUCAUACUGCUAUGCUCUGGAUUUUUUUUGUGAUGUGGUAUAACUCAUAAGUUUGAUAUUGUCCCUCACCAUACCACAAAAGACAUUAUGUGUAUUAUGUGUUAUUGGUGGUAGAUGCAAGCUACCUUGCUUGGGUCAAAAUUCACAGAUUAUAUCUAAAUUGCAAUUCUACCACUAUAAUUGAUUUUUUAAGAUUAAUAUAGGUAAUUUCUGUAGUAAUCCAUUAUCGCACUACAUCCUCCAACAUUGUGUAGGGCCUAGUAUUGAAUGAAAAAACUAGUAAGAUUGAUCAUUUUUCCUAUGGAGGUUACAUCACAUUGUACAAAUGUAUUACAUUCACUGAUCAGUAAAUACACCCUGUAAGCCUGGCUGGCACUUUAUGUGCACUUUGCAGGUGUAUCAUUCUACACUGCAAUACCCUUCACUGUUUGUCAGCAACCACAUUCAUCUUUAGCCAGUUUCCACUGUUGACCAUGAAUCACUUUGGACAGCAGAAC